Molecule: messenger RNA, 2931 nt
Organism: Lucilia sericata (common green bottle fly)
Lineage: Eukaryota; Metazoa; Arthropoda; Insecta; Diptera; Calliphoridae
Product: cytochrome P450 6a9-like
Molecular function (GO): oxidoreductase activity, acting on paired donors, with incorporation or reduction of molecular oxygen; iron ion binding; heme binding
Source: RefSeq, a predicted model, not a curated record
UUUUCAACAACCGUGUUUAACGGUCGUAUUUCUUCUAUCGCGUUACGCUUAAAAAAUCGACAAAAUGUCAAUGUUAUCGUUUCUCUUAACUACUCUCACGGGUCUGUUAGUCGCUCUUUUUCUACACUUACGCAAAAAGUUGUCCUACUGGCAAAUGUUGGGUGUUAAGUGUGAGGAACCGCAUAUGCUGCUGGGCAAUCUAAAAGGAGUACAAACCAGUCGAGGUUUCUACGAAAUCUGGCAAGAUUAUUAUGAUAAAUUCCGUGGCAGUGGUCCUUUUGUGGGUUUUUAUUGGUUUUACAAACCGGCUGUAUUUGCUUUGGAGCCUCAAUUAAUUAAAAAUAUUUUAAUAAAAGAUUUUCAAAACUUCACCGAUCGUGGCUUCUUUCAUAAUGAAAAAGAUGAUCCUUUAUCGGGACAAUUGUUUCUGUUGGAUGGCUUGAAAUGGAAAAAUAUGAGAAAUAAACUAUCGCCUACGUUUACCUCGGGUAAAAUGAAAUUUAUGUUUCCCACAGUUAUACGAGUGGGAGAGGAAUUUAUUGAGGUUUUCGAUAGAAUGGUUAGGGAACAAGAUAGUAUUGUAGAGGUUAAGGAGUUGCUGGCCCGUUUUACCACCGACGUCAUAGGCACUUGUGCUUUUGGCAUUGAAUGCAGCAGUUUAAAAGAUCCCAAUGCGGAAUUUCGAGUAAUGGGUCGUAAAGCCUUAGUGGAGCAGAGACACAAUCGUUUAGUUAUAGCCUUUAUGGCCAGUUUUAUAGAAUUAGCCCGUAAGUUGCACUUCAAACAGACGCCCGAUGAUAUAGAAGCAUUUUUCAUGCGCAUAGUCAGAGAAACAGUGGAAUAUCGUGAGAAAAAUAAUAUCAGACGUAAUGAUUUUAUGGAUAUGUUGAUUGAUUUGAAAAAUAAGAAAUUGAUUAAAACCGAACAUGGUGAUGAAUUGACUAAUUUAACCAUAGAUGAAAUAGCUGCCCAGGCUUUUGUAUUUUUCACUGCGGGCUUUGAGACUUCCUCCACGACCAUGGGCUUUGCUUUAUAUGAAUUGGCUCAAAAUGAAGAGGUGCAGGAGAGAGCCCGACAGGAAGUUUUAAAGAAUUUCGCCAAACAUGAUCAGAAAUUUACGUACGAGUGCAUGAAGGAUAUGGUAUAUUUGGAGCAAGUAAUGGCAGAAACACUUCGCUUGUACACAGUUUUGCCCAUACUAAAUCGCUCCUGUUUGGAAGAUUAUGUGGUGCCAGGCCAUCCCAAUUUGGUGAUCAAAAAAGGCAUGCCUAUUAUAAUACCCAUCGGAGCUAUACAUCGUGAUGAGAAAUAUUAUCCCGAACCGCUUAAAUUCAAUCCAGAUAACUUUUCUCCUGAUAAGGUGGCUGAACGUGAUUCAGUCUUAUGGCUGCCAUUCGGUGAGGGUCCACGCAAUUGCAUUGGUUUACGUUUUGGUAAAAUGCAAACUAUUAUCGGUUUAGCUUUACUCUUAAAGAAUUUCAAAUUCUCGGUCUGCUCUAAAACUGAAAUACCUUUAACACUGAGUAAAAAAAGUUUUCUAUUAAGUACCGAGAAGGGUAUUUAUUUGAAAGUUACUAAAGUGGAAAUCUUUUACCGAAAUAUGGUUAGAUCAUUUAGUCAUCCGGCGGUGUUUAUCUUAGAUACUGAACUAAUGAAAACUAUAUUGAUAAAAGAAUUUCAUAAAUUUGCCGAUCGUGGUUUCUUUCAUAAUCCUGAAGAUGAUCCCUUGACGGGUCAGCUGUUUAUGUUGGAUGGUGCGAAAUGGAAAACUUUAAGACAAAAGCUUACUCCUGCCUUUUCAUCAGGCAAAAUAAAGUUAAUGUUUUCCACAGUUAAUAAAGUGGCCGAAGAAUUGGUAAAGGCUUUGGAGAAAAAGUCCAAAGAGGAGGAGGAUGGUGUAGUAGAACUAAGAGAUAUUUGUACCGAUGUUAUAGGCUCUUGUGCUUUUGGCAUAGAGUGCAAUAGUUUAACUAAUCCCGAGGCCAAAUUUCAUAUAAUGGGAAAACGUCUACUGACCGAACAACGACAUGGUGAAUUGGGUCAAGCUCUGAUAUUUAAUUUUCCUAAAUUGGCUAAAAAAAUGCACUGGAAAUUGGUACCCGACGAAGUAAGCGACUUCUUUAUGGGUCUAGUUAGAGACACCAUAAACUUUAGAGAAGAAAAUCAAGUCAAGCGUCAUGAUUUUAUAGAUAUUUUAAUGGAAUUGAGAAAUAAUAAAGCCAUUAAAGCGGAAAAUGGGGAAGAAUUCAUCAAUUUAAGUUUAGGGGAAAUGGCGGCACAAAUAGUAUUAUUCUUUACGGCAGGCUAUGAGACCUCCUCCACAACUUUAGGUUUUUGCUUAUAUGAGUUAGCUCGACAUGAGUCCAUACAGGAGAAAUUGAGAGAGGAAAUAAAUGAAAUCUGGCUGAAAUAUGACAAAACCUUUAACUAUGAAAGCUUAAAAGAAAUGGUAUAUUUGCAUCAAGUUUUACAAGAAACUCUACGUCUGUAUACCAUUGUGUCCGUUCUGAACCGUUGCUGCUUGGAGGAUUUUCCGGUUCCCGGCCAUCCUAAAUAUGUUAUCAAAAAGGGCAUGAAUGUUCUAAUACCUGUCAUAGGUGUUCACCGUGAUGAAGAGUUUUAUGCCAAUGCCAAUGACUUUAAUCCCGACAAUUUCUUACCCUCUAAGGUUCUUGAACGUGAUUCUAUUUUACAUUUACCUUUUGGCGAAGGACCACGUAAUUGUAUUGGUUUACGUUUCGGUGUCAUGCAAACCCGUUUGGCAUUGGCUUUGCUAGUGCAAAAUUUCAAAUUCUCCAUUUGUGAGCGUACCCAAAUACCACCAGUAUUCGAUAAAAAUGCCUACUUUUUGGGACCCGAGAAGGGUGUUUAUUUGAAAGUUAAGAAAUUGUAAAUUUAUUUUUAAGAAAAAAACUUUUGAGAUUAUUUUGA